Messenger RNA from Sporisorium graminicola, 1860 nucleotides. RefSeq lists its product as uncharacterized. Bases 1 to 1860 code for a protein of 619 amino acids. Lineage: Eukaryota; Fungi; Basidiomycota; Ustilaginomycetes; Ustilaginales; Ustilaginaceae. The record is from RefSeq and is a predicted model, not a curated record. The transcript has a single exon.
AUGGCGUCGCUCAACUUAUCUCCACCAAAUCAGCUGGGUGACAGCUCCGCAUCAGGAUCAGAGCGAUCCUCCGAGGCAUCGACGAGCUACAAGAGUAAACUGCCGGACAAAAAGACAUUCAUCGCAACACUUUCAGGUGGUGCGUUUAUCGUCGGUCUCACAGGUGCGACCAUCUACGGACUCCGAAAGGCAAAGUUGCAAGCCCUGAAAGAGGCGCAGGAGCUGGCUGAGGCGUCGAUUGCAUCGACACAAUCUGGAUCGCUUGCAAACUCAACCGCAUCUACAGUGGCUGCUAAGCCUGCGGUCCCAGCUGCGCUGAGAGCAAGAAGUACAGCAGGGCGCCCAGCAGCGGAGGAGGAUGAGGGAGAGUCAACAAGCGCUCUGGCACUGUUUCGUCAAAUGAACAGUGCCAUUCUCAGCCCAUCAAAGCGUUCGAACGUUGGAUCGAAUACCUCGAUUGGCACCGCGCCAACAUCAGUGUUUGACGACGAGACGGGAGCACUGCCGAGCGUGCUUCGUAGGCGAAAGACCAAACCAACACCGAGCUUGAGCAGCCGCAUCUCUGCCACUGAUUCAGAAGCCUCCGCAGCAUCAGCAGCAGCGGCGGCGGCGGCGGCGGCAGCUACGAUGCCGAACCCCAACGACGCAAAGAUUGACUACAGCGAGAUGGACUCGACGCUCGACUUUCUCGGGCUAUCCACACCCGUACCUGCUGAAGAGCAGCGCAGAAUGAAGGAGAUGGAAGAGAAUGCGAGCAACGAUGCGGCACCGAGAGGCUUUUUCCAGUCGCCGGUGGGACUGUCGCUGAAGGCCUUUUUCAUCGCCACUACGAUGGUGACGUUUUCGACGCUGGCCACGGUGGAAGCAACCAAAUGGGCGUUGGGUGUCGAGACGAUGGACGAGUUCGUAGUGGCGAUGACAAAAUUAAUCCCGAGCAGGCAGAGCAAGGAGAAGUCGUUGGCAGAUGCUGCACCACACAUGCGAGUCCAACGCGACCAGGCAGACAUUUCUUCCGUAGCUGCGAACGCAGGCAGCAGUUUAGCAGCCAAACCCAAGUCGGUCGACGAGGCACUCACCGACUUGAGCAACGCAUCGAGUUUCGAAGAGUGGGUGUCUACGCUCAAGGCGCAGCUCGACACGGAAAGAGACUUUGAAGUGCAGCGACGAUUUGCCGGAGUCGGCGCUGCGGCCUCCAACGAUUCCAUCUCCACGUCUACCUCUCCCUCUUCCACGCAGUCUUACGCGAUUCACUCGCCGCUUGAGCUUGAAGACCUGCAACGCAACACGGCCGAGCCAGCAUCGUUCUUCCGAUCGGUGCUGGCCAUCUCGCCCGUGCUGCCGUCGACCGCGUUUGGACUGGGCCUCGUCUCGGGUGUGCUCACAUCGGGCAAACGCGCCGGGCUGGUGUUCAUGGCCGAAAACGCACAUCGCUUACCAGACACGGUUCAGGGAUGGUACUUUUACUCGAAGACAAAAAACUACAAGGUGCUGCUUGGUGCGGCCAAGGGCGGGCUCAGACAGGGUGCGAGGCUGGGCAUCUGGACGACGGGGUUCUGUUUUGCUGAGCGCUUCGCCGAGCUAACGAGAGCGUCGCUGCAGACGCAGUUUGCAUCGUCUGGCAGUGCAGUUGUACCCGAGGAGGCGAGGGAGGGAUUCAAGGUGCUGGGUCACUGGACGGAUGGUGCUCUGGCAGGUGUGGUGACCGCGGCGGCUGCGACGGCGCUGUACAGGCUGCCCAAGCCGUCGGCGACGAGAGUGUUUCAACUGGGACUGAUGGCGGGUGCGAGCACAGGAGGGAUUCGCGACUUGCAGGAGAGGUUGCUGCACAAAGAGAUCGGCGGGGUUGCCAGCCACACCUAA